This is a messenger RNA of Mangifera indica (mango), 1613 nucleotides long. RefSeq names its product V-type proton ATPase subunit C-like. Gene Ontology annotation, molecular function: proton-transporting ATPase activity, rotational mechanism. The record is from RefSeq and is a predicted model, not a curated record. Gene Ontology annotation, biological process: proton transmembrane transport. Gene Ontology annotation, cellular component: vacuolar proton-transporting V-type ATPase, V1 domain. Bases 197 to 1324 code for a protein of 375 amino acids. The transcript has 11 exons. NCBI's taxonomy places the organism in Eukaryota, Viridiplantae, Streptophyta, Magnoliopsida, Sapindales, Anacardiaceae.
GUUUGUUCCCCUUCUUCCCUGUAGAAGUGGCAGACGCUUGUUUCCAAAGGCCAAAUAAGAUGGCGAAAUGGCGUGGCUUUAUUUGUGACUGAGGAAACCAAUUGGGUUUAAAACUUUAAAAUCACUAUCCCAUUCGUAUAGAAGAAAAUUUAUUUACAAACAACGAGCUCCAUUGUUAAUAUAAGAGCUUGUGAAUAUGGCAUCAAGGUACUGGAUUGUGUCUCUUCCAGUAAAAAACUCACCCUCUACUCUCUGGAAUCGAUUACAGGAACAAAUAUCCAAAUAUUCUUUUGAUACUCCUCUGUACAGGUUCAAUAUUCCUAAUCUCCGUGUUGGAACCCUCGAUUCACUUCUUGCUCUCAGCGAUGAUCUAUUGAAGUCAAAUAGCUUUGUUGAAGGAGUGUCCCAUAAGAUCAGGCGACAGAUCGAGGAAUUGGAGAGGGUUUCAGGUUUGGAGACUAGCUCUUUGACUGUUGAUGGAGUACCAGUUGAUUCUUACCUCACUAGGUUUGUUUGGGAUGAAGCAAAGUACCCAACAAUGUCACAUUUGAGGGAAAUUGUUGAUGGCAUUCAUACUCAUGUGUCAAAGAUUGAAGAUGAUCUAAAGGUUCGUGUUGCUGAGUAUAAUAAUGUGCGUAGUCAACUGAAUACAAUCAACCGGAAGCAAAGUGGAAGUUUAGCUGUACGUGAUCUCUCGAACCUCGUCAAACCACAGGAUAUCAUUACCUCAGAACAUCUUGUAACACUCCUUGCGGUUGUCCCCAAGUACUCACAGAAAGAUUGGUUGGCCAGCUAUGAAACAUUGGCUGACUACGUGGUCCCAAGGUCCUCCAAGUUAUUGUACGAGGAUAAUGAAUAUGCUCUUUACACUGUCACACUAUUUGGCCGUGUUGCAGACACUUUCAGAACUGCCGCACGUGAAAAGGGCUUCCAGAUUCGGGAUUUUGAAUACAGUUCGGAAGCACAAGAAAAUAGGAAGCAGGAGUUAGACAGAUUGGUUCAUGACCAGGAUAAUUUGAGAAGGUCCCUUUUGCAAUGGUGCUAUACGAGUUAUGGGGAGGUUUUUAGUUCCUGGAUGCACUUUUGUGCUGUGCGUGUGUUUGCAGAGAGUAUUCUGAGAUAUGGUUUGCCACCGUCUUUCUUGGGAUGUGUUUUAGCUCCGUCAGCCAAAGGUGAAAAGAAAGUGCGUUCAAUCCUGGAAGAAUUGUGUGACAGUACACACAGCACAUAUUGGAAAUCUGAAGAUGAGGUGGGAGCAAUGGCUGGUUUGGGAGGUGAUGCUGAUGCUCACCCAUAUGUCUCAUUCACAAUCAAUCUUGUCUGAUUGAUUGAUGAUGAGUCGCUGUUCCGAGUCUGUACUAAAUUCAGCGUCCGAGUGUUCCUCCAGACUGCAAUAAUAAUAAUAAAGGGGCAGGAGUUGAAGAUAAUGUAAAUUAGAAUUAAUAACACCAUUUUUUUGUUGUUUACUUCGAUCUCAGCUGAGUGGAGGAUGGAAGUUACAGGGAAGACCUUGCCAUUUGAAAUUUGUAUCUUUAAGCCAUAUUUUACUCUUAUUAAUGCUCUUGCGGAACCUUAAAUUUAUCAUGUUAAAAUGAUCUGCAAGCUUUGAAUCA